This is a messenger RNA of Didymella exigua CBS 183.55, 1700 nucleotides long. RefSeq names its product carbohydrate esterase family 9 protein. NCBI's taxonomy places the organism in Eukaryota, Fungi, Ascomycota, Dothideomycetes, Pleosporales, Didymellaceae. Gene Ontology annotation, biological process: N-acetylglucosamine catabolic process. The coding region runs from base 263 to 1504 and encodes 413 amino acids. The transcript has 2 exons. Gene Ontology annotation, molecular function: N-acetylglucosamine-6-phosphate deacetylase activity. The record is from RefSeq and is a predicted model, not a curated record.
UUUCCGGCCUCAGACGCGCUGCGUUUCCUUGGGAACACGCAAAGCAAAAGGAGUGGUGCGAGCCUGGUGCGCCCGCCUGCGGCUCAAGCCCCUACGAAAGCUGACUUGAUCGCUUUGAUGACGUACGAUAAGUUACGUAGAUCCCGCACCGAUCGCUGCUGCGGGGCGAUCACCGCUCAAGCUUACCGCAAAUGGUUGACACCUCUAACCACCACGAUACAACUGACCCACCAUACAAAGCUGUAGCUGACGCAGCACGAAUAUGUCGGGCUGGUUCACUCUCUUCACCAACUGCCGCUACGUGCUCGAUGGCCAGCUCGUUGACGAUCACCUGGUCAUCUCGGAUGAGACGGGGCUGAUAUUGAAGAGAGAAGGGUACAUUGGAGGUGAAGCUGUUGACUUGGACGAUAACAUUAUUGCCCCUGGGUUUUUGGAGUUGCAUACCAAUGGUGCCAAUGGAUUUCACUUUACCCAUUUUGAGGACGAGAAGAGCUAUGGCAGAAAGGUAGACAGCAUUGCAAGGUACUACGCCACACAGGGCGUCACUGGAUUUUGGGCGACGAUACCAACCGUGAAAAGCGAGGAGUUCCAGAAGAUUCUCCCAUCGCUGGCGCCCCGCGACAUCCCCAAAUCUGCGUCCUUACUCGGCGCCCACGUAGAAGGACCCUACCUACACCCCACAAAGAAAGGCGCCCACAACUCCUCCCUCUUCCAAGCAUGCAGCACGCCAGCACCUUCCAUCUACGGCUCGUCAAACCUCUCCUCCACCGUCAAACUAGCCACGAUAGCUCCCGAGCUCCCUGGCUCUGCAGCCCUAAUCUCCUCCCUCGCUGGCCAAGGGAUCCGUGUGUCAAUGGGCCACUCGACGGGCACGCUGGACGACGGCCUGUCAGGACUGCGCGCAGGCGCAACAUGCCUAACCCACGUGCUCAAUGCCAUGCCGCCGUUCGGCUCCCGUGACCCUGGUCUGGCUGGCCUGAUCACACUGCCCUCGACGCACGCCCCUGCGCCACCGUACUACACCAUCAUUGCAGACGGUGAGCACUUGCACCCCAAUACGGCCGCGCUCCUGCAUCGCGCGAAUCCCAAGCGCAGCAUCGUCAUCACAGAUAGCAUUGAGCUUGCAUCUCUGCCGGACGGUAACCACCCCGGGCACGCGCAGAUACCGUUCGAGCAGACGAAGAAGGACACGCGCGCCACGAUCGCGGGGACGGACACGUUGAUUGGAGGGUGCAUUCCUCUGCAGGAGAGCGUGAGGAAUCUGAGGGCCUGGAGCGGUUGUGGGAUUGCGGAGGCAGCGGCAACCGUGACGGAGAACGUGGCUGGGCUGAUGGGAAUCGACGGACAAGGUGGACGUGGGGUAUUGAGAGAGGGAAGAAGGGCAGACAUGACGAUUCUGAACGAGAGUGGAGAGGUGCUGCAGACUUGGAUCGCAGGGCACAAGGUUUGGGAUAGGGAAGAGGAUGUGAGCUUGGCGGAGGAGGAUAAGGAGAGAAGAGGAUGAAUCUAGAGGACCAGGAUGGGUGUAGAGUGUAUCGAAUUGCCCAUGGUUCUCUACAAAGCACCGUCGACUUUUCUUAUUCUCAUCUUCGAUUAGGUACAUUGUUGAGCAGCUACUGACGCUCGGUGUCUUGACUGAGUCCAAAACAAAAGACUGCAUAACCUCUUGGUCAAACUGCCAUGCAUAGGGCUUCAACUCG